AUGCUGUCGUUGUUCUCCUCCUUCUCCGCCUCCUCGUCCUCCGACGAGGAGACCGGCCGGGCGCAGCCGAGGCGCCCGUCGUCGGGAAGCUACCGGCGCCAGUCUGCCGAGGAGCCUGUGGUGUGCCGCUCCGCGAGCUCGUUGGUGGCCGUGAUGGUUCAGGUGCUCGCCCACCGGGUGAGCUACGUGUGGGUGCUCGACGAGGACGAUGACUGCCGCCGUCUCACCGGGAUAGCCAUGUUCGCGGACGACGAGGAGGACGACGACGAGACCCGCGUCUCCCCCGACCCUACCACCCCGGACUGCUACCCCAGCGUCCUCGCCACAGACCGCUCCGGCCUCCUCCUCCUCACCGCAACCCAGGGGCGCGUCGCUGACGGCCCGCUCAGGUUCGAGUCUCCCGACCGUAGCCUCAUCUUGCACCGGGAGUUCAUCGAGGGGUACUUCAUCUGCGACACGCGCGCCGCCACCGCCUUCCGCCUCCCCGACCCAGACCCUGCGGGGCCCACCAUGCACCCGGGCAACGUCGGCCUCAUCGCCAGCCCUGCCGGCGACGGCUACAUGGUCGCCGAGCUCCAACCAAUACUCUGGAGCGACCGCGCCACCCUCCUCUGCUUCUGCUCGGGCACCGCCGCCUGGGCCGAGAAGAGGCUCCACUACCCUCUGUCGGGCCGGCCGCGGGUCAGCUCGGGCGUUUUCUCCAACGACGGGGAGCUCUGGGUCGACAUCACCUGGGGCAUCCUCAACUGCAACCCCUUCGCCGACGAACCGGUGCUGCCCUUUUUCCCGCUUCCGGCGGGCAAGGAACUGUCUUUCCAGCCAGACGGGGCAGACGAGCUAGAAAUGUGCCGUUGCGUGAAGGUCAGCGCCGGCAAGCUGCGGUUCGUGGAGAUGACUGCCGGACACAACCCCCGCCGCCCUCCGAGGUUCACCAUGUGGACGCUCUCGCAGAACAAUCCAGUGGACCCGUGGACGACGGAGUACACGGUCGGCGUGGACACCAUCUGGGCGGCCGAGAGCUACACGGCGGCCGCUGCCCUCCCUCGCGGCCAACGAACCCCGACAUGGUCUACUUCUUUCUGGACGCGCACAUCUUCGGCGUCGACAUGCGGGCGACCAGGGUUGUGGAGUGCGACGUCCACGGGGUGGUGCAGCCGCCCAGCGAGCUUCUCUCCUCGGGCUUCGUCCCUGAAAAUACAUAUGAUGAUCAGGUCAGCUGAUGGCAUUACGAACUUCUGGCUUACGCCUGGGUGCUGCUGCUUUCAGUAAUCAUUUUGUUUUUUUAAAGCAAAGCAAUCAAUUCGAGUGUAACUCUUGACUAUGAGACGGUGCUGCUACAUACUGCUUCGCAGCAACUGCGCAUUAGUUUCAGAAGCAGGUUGCUCAGCAAUCCGAUCCAUGAAUGAUCCUUUUGGAAGAGCUUGAUGUGGGAAAAAUA
Panicum virgatum (switchgrass) is the source of this 1438-nucleotide messenger RNA. RefSeq lists its product as uncharacterized. Bases 1 to 1269 code for a protein of 422 amino acids. The transcript has 2 exons. NCBI's taxonomy places the organism in Eukaryota, Viridiplantae, Streptophyta, Magnoliopsida, Poales, Poaceae. The record is from RefSeq and is a predicted model, not a curated record.